GAUCCACACAAGUUCCUCGCCUCCGAGCAGUUCCCAGUACGAAGUGAGUGCCGAAGAGCCCCGGGGAAGACUUGAGUGAUAUCCUUACAAGGAGAAAACAAAAGCCGAUUCUACUUGCCAACUACCUGCAAGAAGAGGACCGACGAACUUAAACUGAGCUGUCAAGUACUAUUGCCCUCGCGUCUAAUUAUUUAGCGAGCAAAAUUCUUGAGAGUAGAGAGUAACGCCGAUACUUCGGCGUGAGCAUUCACACUUGGCGCCCAACUUCAAGAUUUGGACCUAUAUUUGAUAUAUACAUUAACGUUAACAACAAAAGAAGCAAAUAUGGACUGCAACAAACAAUCUACUUCGUGUAAUACAAACAACGAAAUUGUUAUCUCUGGUAUUGCUGGACGAUUUCCUAAUUCUGAUAAUAUGAAACAACUUCAGGAUAAUCUUUUCAAUGAAAUCGAUCUUGCUUCGAACGAUCAUCAAAGAUGGAACACUGCUGAGUUUGACAUGCCCUCUAGACUCGGCAAGAUGAAUAACAUAGAGAAGUUUGAUGCACAAUAUUUCGACAUUUCUAUGACUGAAGCUCAAGCAUUAGAUCCUAUGGCUAGAAUGUUACUGGAACACACUUAUGAAGCAAUUAUUGAUGCUGGACUUAAUCCUGAAGAGUUAGAUGGAACAAACACUGGAGUAUUUGUAGGAGCUUGUUUUUCUUUGACAUUUAAUGAACUUAUGUAUAAUAAACCUCAGGUAGCUGAACAUGUACAUUCAUCUGCCAAACUUUUCUUGGCAAACAAGAUUUCUUCUUGGUUAAAUGUCUCUGGACCAUCAUACGUUGUAGAUACAGCCUGCAGUUCAAGUCUUUUCGCUUUAGCUCAUGCGUACACAAGAAUGAAAAACGAAGAAUGUGAUGCGGCCAUUGUAGCUGGUGUUAACCUGUGCUUACAUCCUUAUAUAACGUAUCAAUUCUUUAGUCUUGGAGUAUUGUCCGCUGAUGGUUACUGCAGACCUUUUGAUGAAAAAGCCAGUGGUUACAUGCGGGGCGACACUGUGACAGUGCUGGUUUUGCAGAAAGCAAAAAAUGCAAAACGAAUUUACGCUACAUGUGUUAAUGUUAAAACAAAUUGCGAUGGUUUCAAAGAAGAAGGUAUUACAUAUCCCUCUUUUGAAAUGCAGAAAGCUUUACUAGAGGAGUUUUAUGAGGAAUGCAAAAUUGCACCUUCUGAGAUAUCUUAUAUGGAAGCUCAUGGAACUGGUACUGUAGUAGGCGAUCCAGUAGAAGUUAAAGCUAUUGAUCACGCUUUCUGUAAAAACAGAAAUAGUCCUUUAUUGAUGGGCUCAAUAAAAUCAAAUCUUGGACAUUCUGAGCCUGCUAGCGGUCUCUGUCAAAUAGCAAAAGUACUGAUAGCAAUGGAAACUGGUAAAAUUCCAGCAACUCUGCACUUCAAAUCACNGCGAAAAGAUCUUACUGCUGUUCUUGAAGGUAGAAUUAAAAUUAUUACUGAACUUACACCUUGGAAUGGCGGGUACGCAGGUGUAAAUUCUUUUGGAUUUGGUGGCGCAAACUGUCAUGUAUUAUUAAAAUCAAAUCCGAAAAAUAAGAUNAAAAAACUAGACGACUUACCUAGACUUGUAAUUGUGUCUGGUCGUACUGAAGAAGCUGUUAAAACGAUUCUGGAUGAUGUGCAUAAUCGGCCGGUAGAUACAGAAUAUAUUGCUCUUUUACACAGCACUUAUAAUAAAAAUAUAGAACGUCACCCGUAUAGAGGAUAUACUAUAGUUGGAUUAACAGAAGAUCAUAGGUCAAUUAAUAAGCUAGAAUGUUAUUUAAAUAUAAGUAAACAAAUUUGUUUUCUAUUUCCCGGAACAGACGUCAUAUGGAGUAAUAUAGGCAAAGAAUUANUGAAACUACCAAUAAUUGUCAAAACAAUUCAGAAAUGUGAUGAAGCACUAAAACCAUAUGGUAUAUGUGUCACAGACAUUUUAUUAAAUAAAAAGGAAACUACUUGCAAUGACAGUAUAAAAUCAUUCGUGGCAAUCAUUAGUAUUCAGAUUGCAAUGGUAGAUCUUUUACUACAUAUUGGAAUUGUGCCCGAUUAUGUACUUGGUCAGUCGAUUGGUGAACUUUUGUGCGGAUAUGUGGAUGAACUUUUUACUGUUGANGAAACAAUUUUAAUGGCGUAUUAUAUGAGUGUUGCGUUUGAUAAAAUAAAAGUAGAACAGUGUGAUUAUAUUUCUGCUGCUUCUAAUCAGUAUUCAGAAUCUACUAGAUUAAAUCUACUAGAAUAUCUGAAUCACAUAGCACCAUAUAAAUCUAUGAAAAAUUUUAAGUAUAGUAAGAAAUGGUUAAACAAGUUUUUGCCUCACAANAAAAUAUACAACUCAUUUACGCAGNUAUCUGCUGCAGAAUAUUAUGCACACAGUGCAGUAUAUUCGUCACUUGAAGAAAUUUUACCUAUGAUUCCGAAAAAUGUGGUAGUUAUUGAAAUAAUAUCAUAUAAUAAGUGGCAAUUUUUUAUGAAAAACUGUUUAGAUUCAAACUAUAUUUCAUUAUCUCAACACGGUCAACAAAAUAAUAUAGAUAGCAUUUUGAAAGGAAUUGGCAAUCUUUAUACUAUCGGAUGUCAACCGCAAGUUGCAAACUUAUAUCCGCCAAUACAAUUUCCAGUCAGUCGUGGAACACCAAUGAUAUCUCCUCUAAUAAAAUGGGAUCACUCUGAAAAUUGUUACGUUGCAAACUUUCUAAAUAAGAAAAAACCUAACAUUAGAGAAACAAUUCAAGAGAUUACACUCAAAGAUUCCAAUUUGAAAUAUAUGUAUGAUCAUGUAAUUGACGGUAGGAUUCUAUUGCCAGCUUCAGGUUAUCUGAUUUUAAUUUGGAAAAUGAUUGGAACAAUGUUAUGCUGUAACUAUAAAAAUAUACCAAUUAUAUUUGAAGAUGUUAACUUUCUUCGUGCUACUUACUUAUCAAAAACGACUACUGUUAAACUGACUCUUUCAAUACAAAAAGGCAGCAAUCAGUUUGAAAUUAGUGAAGAAACUACUGUUGUUGUUACUGGAAAAGUGUGGAUUCCACAUGAUAUUGCAAAUCAUAACUUAUUUAUUCAUAAUUUAAAAGAACCUGAAUAUAACGUUACAAAAUGUAUGAAUACCAAGGAUAUUUACAAAGAAUUACGACUUCGUGGUUAUCACUAUUAUGGUAUAUUUCAAGGCUUGAAAAGUGCAUCAAUUUCAGCAAAAAUGGGAUAUAUUACAUGGUCAGACAAUUGGACAGCAUUUAUUGACAACAUGCUGCAGAUGAAAAUUUUGUUACUAGAUUCAAGAAGUCUUUUCGUACCAACAAGAAUUCGUAAAUUAGUAAUUGAUCCUCAAUUACACAUAAAGCAAAUACAAACUACGGCUGAUGAAAAAGCGAACUUUUCUGUACGCGUUUAUGAUUCUCUGGACGUUAUAAUAUCUGGAGGAAUAGAAAUUUAUGGCGUUAUGGCUACAUAUAUACCUCGACAAGUUACUGAACCUAUUCAUGAUGAAUAUUGUUUUAUUGCUCAUUGUGAUCGUGCUGUCAUGUCUCUAACAGAAAUUAUACAAAUAUCAGCGCAUAUCUCGCUUGAAUGUAAUUCAGUACUACAAACAAAUUUUAUUGAAAUAAUUGAAGAUGUUGACACAGUUACAGAGCAAGAUCUAAUCUCUACAAUCCUUUAUGACAUUUUAAAUAAUUUGCCAAUGAUCGAACCAAAUGUUACAUUAAUUGCUCCAGCUAAUCGUUUCAAAAAUAAUGAAUUAUCUCCAAAUAUCAAGCAGACCGACAAUUUGACAAAAGAUAACAAUUUCCUAAUGAUUAUUGUUUUCAAACUUUUAACAAAAAACAAAAGUGAAUUAAUCAAUACAUUAUUGUCUACAUUAAAGGAAGGUUGCUUUGUGCUGUCAAGAGAAAAUCUCACUGAGUCCUACAAUUAUACAUUAUUACAACAAUAUAAGUUGAAUAUAGUUUUAGAGAAACGUACAGAGAAAGAAGCAUUUGUGCUUUUAAGAAAAACACAAAGCAUUGUACCGCAAGAAGUUAUAUAUAUAAAUAACUUUGACUUUUCGUGGAUUAACAACUUGAAGUCUGUAUUAAACAUGGAUGAUAAAUUAAACGCAUCCACAAGAACAAUAUUAGUUGCGGACGAUUUUGAAUGUGGCAUAUUGGGUUUUAUCAAUUGUUUACGAAAAGAGCUGAACAAAACAGAUGACAAGAUUAGAUGUGUAUUUAUCCAAGAUGAAAAUGCGCCGAAAUUCUCUUUACAAGACUCUCUCUACAUAAACCAAUUACACUUGGACUUGCCUAUUAAUAUUUUACGCCCCAACAAAGUUUGGGGAUCGUAUAGACAUCUUCCGUUACCACAACUAAAACCAAAAUUGGUACAGCAUGGUUAUGUCGCUCAGAGUGUGCGAGGUGAUUUGAGCAAGUUGCGUUGGGUUGAAGGCCCGAUAUCUCCUGAUUACAAACAAGAAAAUCUCGUACGUGUAGUUUACGCAUCACUUAAUUUCAAGGAUAUUGUGAUAGCUACCGGUAGAAUUUCUUUAGAGAUUUUUGGAAACGCAAGAAGUAUCGAUUCUCUCUUAGGAUGUGAAUUUGUCGGGUACAAUGCAGCUGGUAAAAGAAUAAUGGGAAUAUCUACUGUAAGAGGAAUCACGAAUCUUAUUGUGGCUGAUCCACAACUUUCUUGGAUCAUUCCUGACAAAUGGACGUUUGAAGAUGCUGCAACUGUCCCAAUUGCAUAUUGUACGAGUUAUUAUGCUUUGUACACACGUGGAAACUUAAAGAAAGGAGAUAAAAUUCUUAUACAUUCCGGCACUGGUGCCGUUGGGCAAUCUGCAAUUUAUCUCGCGCUUUUUGAAGGAUGUGAAGUUUUUACAACUGUAGGAACACCUGAAAAACGAAACUUUAUAAGAGAAAAAUUUCCUUCUAUNCCUGAAGAUCAUAUAGGAAAUUCUCGAGACACCAGCUUCGAACAAAUGAUUAGUCAACAAACAANAGGUCGAGGUGUGGACAUCGUGCUAAAUUCUUUAGCAGAAGACAAACUGCAAGCAUCUAUUCGGUGUUUGGCAAGAGGUGGUCGAUUUUUAGAAAUUGGAAAGUAUGAUUUACUAUCUAACAAUACAAUAAAUUUAAAAAAAUUUUCAAAAGGCAUUAGUUUUUAUGGAGUUAUGUUAGAUAAAAUAUUUAUUAGUACUGAUGCAACCAGAAAAAUAAAUAUUCGUAACUCGAUAAACACUAUGAUUCAGCGUGGAGCGAUCGUACCACUUGUAAGUGAAGUUUUUGAACAACAUGAAGUAGAAACCGCUUUUAAACAUAUGGCAGCUGCAAAACAUAUAGGAAAAGUACUUAUAAAAGUACGUACAGAAGAGGAAGAUGAGGACGCUCCUAUUCUCGCGUAUCCUCAAUAUUUCUGUCAUGAACAUAAAUCUUAUAUUAUUUUGGGUGGAUUAGGCGGUUUUGGCCUGGAAUUAACUGACUGGUUGAUUCUUCGUGGCGCUCGAAAAAUUAUACUCAUUUCACGAAAUGGUAUAAAGAACGGUUAUCAACUGUCAAGAGUAGAGUUAUGGAAAUCGUAUGGAGUAAAUGUGCACAUAAUGACAGGCUUUGACGCAUCUACUCAUGAAAAUUGUGCUUCCAUUUUACGUUUUGCCAACACAUUAGGACCAGUAGAUGCUAUAUUUAAUCUCGCAGUUGUGCUAAAAGAUAAUAUUUUCACGAAUCAAACNCCGGAAACAUUUGAAGAAACAUUUCAGUCGAAAGCUCUAGCUACAAAGCAACUGGACGAUUUGUCUAGAAAAAUGUGUCCUCAUCUGCGACAUUUUGUGGUAUUUUCAUCUGUUUCUUGUGGAAAGGGAAAUCCUGGACAAACUAACUACGGUAUGGCCAAUUCGAUAAUGGAAAGAAUCUGCGAAAAAAGAGCGCAAGAUGGAUUACCUGGCAUGGCUAUUCAAUGGGGUGCGAUAGGUGAUGUCGGUCUUGUCGCUGACAUGCAACAAAACAAUAAAGAACUAGUUAUCAGUGGAACAUUGCAACAACGAAUAUCAUCUUGUUUACAAUCACUAAACACUUUCUUAAUGCAGAAUCGACCGAUUGUAAGCAGUAUGAUUGUAGCUACAAAAUCGAAAGCUUCUGGAGAUAUUCUGCACGUUGUGAUGAACAUUAUGGGAUUAAAAACUCUAAAAGGAGUUGGAGAACAGGUACUCUUGUCUGAACUCGGUAUGGAUUCUAUGAUGAGUUUAGAAAUUAAGCAAACAAUAGAAAGAGAAUUCAGUGUCUUUUUCACAAUCCAACAAAUUCGCAAUCUCACCUUUGCUAAGCUCAAAGAAAUAGCUAAAAAAGAUAUGUACGACCAAAAGAAUAUUGAAAAACAACUUGACACAAAUAACUCGCAACAUAUAAAAGUCUUUAAUCUUUUCCGGUUAAUAUCUGACUUAGAUAUAUUUUCAAACAUUUGUAUAGAGCUCUCUACACAACGAGAAGUAGGUAGAAACCAAGUAUUUCUUUUGCCAGGAAUUGAAGGAUUUGCUAACGUAUACAACUCAAUAGCUUCAAAAAUUAAAGCUCCUGCACUAUGCCUACAACAUAGUUCUAUUAAUCUUCCUGAAUCUGCUCAAUCUGUAGUACACUCAGCCACUGAUCUUCUACCUCAUAUUUUAUCAAAACUAACAGAUUCUACAGAAUUUGUAAUUGGCGCAUAUUCCUAUGGAUCUCUUAUUGCUAUUGAAAUGGUAAAACAAUUAGAAGCUAAAAACUUUCGAGGGCGAUUAGUAUUAAUCGACGGAACUCCCAAGUACUUAAAACUCUUACAGGAAACAUUUUUCCCUUUUACCAAUAAUCAAGAAUUUCAACUUAUUGUGUUAAAACAAAUAAUGGAUGUGUUUAAUAUACCUGUAUCAGAAAUGAUUAUAUCAGAAAUGAGUAAAUAUGUUACCUGGGAAGAAAAAGUAAAUAUUUUAAUCAAAAAUAAGUCUGAAAUAACCAAUACGAUUUCUACUGAUUCUAUUAAAAUAUUUUGUACAACAAUUUACAAACAUUUAAUUGCUAUUCGAGAAUAUGAUAUGUCUUCAUUGGUUUCAAUCCGGUCACCUAUAAUAUUAUUGAAAGCAACAAAUUCAUUACUUCCUUCGGUAGAAGAAGAUUUCGGUCUAAAUAAAAUAAGCAAAAAUGUACAAAUUCACUACGUAGAUAGCGAUCAUAUAUCAAUAAUUAAUACUGAACAGGUUGCAGCUGCUAUUAAUGGACAAAUAAAACAAGAGCAAUAAAUAGUUUAUCGUCGAGAAAAAUAACAAGAGAAUGUAAAAGUAUGAAGUAAUUUGCUGUCAAUUUAGCAAAAACAAACAAUUAUCUGGAAAAGAUAUGCAAAAUUUCUGGAAGAGUGCGCAAUUUCAAAAAAAAUUUAUAUACCAAGUGUCUUAAUAUACAUGAAUCUAAUAAUGACUAUUUAGUGGAAACUAUGACUCUACUAAUCUCAUCAUUAAUGUAACGAUAUCAAAAUUGAUUUAAUUUAACUUUGCGGACUCAAGCAUAUAAAAAAUAGGUAAAUGUUGUAAAAACAGACAAUUGUUUUCAGGAAAUUUUUUGUUUUCUGUAAAUUGACAGCAAAUUAUUAUUAUUGCUUUUUCCUUGCUGUGUUGUUUUGAACACACUACGGGUUGUGAGUUGUGACUAAAAAAUACGGAUUGUGAUUUAAAAAACUAUUUUUUGUAAAUCAAAAUAAAAUGGAUUUUGAAGAGAAAUUUACAUAUAUUGAUUUUCUAAAGAUGCAUCUCAACAUACAUUACUAUUUACAAAAGAAUUACCAAGAAAGUACAAAGAACCAAAUUUUAAAAUUUAUUAAAUUAUUACUUUUAAACAUUAAUGUCUUUGAUAAAGCCAGUAUUUAUUCGAUUCUUAACCCAUUUGCAUCACAGAGAAAAGUCAAAAAUUCGUUCUUAUUACCAAAAUUUUUUUUUACUGUAUUUAAAUUUUAAUGAAAAUGUCUAAGAGCGUAGAAGGAAAAUAAAGUGCGUGAGGGGCCCCACCGCUGGACAGGUCUGGUAUAAAUAAUAUGCGCUUUGGUGAUAAAUGCCUAAGUAAAAUGCGCGCAUAUAUGCGCUUAUGAUGCAAAUGGGUUAAUGAAUAAGUUACCAUAACUAGUGCAAACAAUAGCGUUCGUGGAACAUACCUAGAAAUAACUACAUUUUCUUUUUUCAAGAUUACUAGUGUAGCAUAAUCUUGUAUUUAUACAGCAAAACAAAAGAAGUAUUCAAAGAUAUGUUGUGCACAUCAAAUCAAGACUUUGCUUUAGAUUUCACUCUGCUGUGUAUCAAAGUAAAUAGUGUAGCAACAGGUGCUUUUCAGGUAAUGACACAAGCCGAAACAAAAAUUAGUUUAUUUUUAUUUUUCAAUGAAUAUUGAGAGAACAGAAUGAUUUUUGUGUUGAUUUGUGUCGCUAACUGGAAAGCAUCCACAUGCAAGCAAAGAAACACAGCGAAAGUACAGAAACAAAUAAAAAGUGUAUCGUUACAAAAGAUAUAAUAGAGCUGAUAUUAAACAGAAUCUGCUAUUAUAGUUACUGAUAUCUUUGUGAUGUCUCUUUGUUUCAAACAAUAUGACGUCUUUUGUACCGAUUCAAGUGACCGUCUUAUAGACUGUGAAGAAAAUGUAAUACGGAUUUAAAUUAUAAAGUGAUAUUUGCAAGGCCGAAGCUCAGACUUUAGCAUAAUGGAAAACGCAUAAAAGAAUCGACCAAUCAAAGCAUUCUAGAACAAGAAGUAAAGAAUGAAAAUAAAAGACUGAGUUGAUUGAUUCUUUUAUAUCUUUUGCGUUGUACAUUACGCGAAAGUCUGUGCUUCAACUCAUACCGUCUAUCAUAAUUAUGUAUGACUAUAUCUAAAUCAUAUUUGUUGUACUUUAUAUAUGAUGCACACCGUAUAUAUACUUAAAUAUAUACUGUAAUGACUUAUACGUAAUUACA
Messenger RNA from Pseudomyrmex gracilis, 8966 nucleotides. RefSeq names its product fatty acid synthase-like. The transcript has 21 exons. The record is from RefSeq and is a predicted model, not a curated record. Gene Ontology annotation, biological process: fatty acid biosynthetic process. NCBI's taxonomy places the organism in Eukaryota, Metazoa, Arthropoda, Insecta, Hymenoptera, Formicidae. Gene Ontology annotation, molecular function: 3-oxoacyl-[acyl-carrier-protein] synthase activity; fatty acid synthase activity; oxidoreductase activity. The coding region runs from base 325 to 7272 and encodes 2315 amino acids.